This is a messenger RNA of Candidula unifasciata, 1239 nucleotides long. NCBI's taxonomy places the organism in Eukaryota, Metazoa, Mollusca, Gastropoda, Stylommatophora, Geomitridae. The record is from the annotation of a GenBank genome assembly.
AUGGAACCUUGGGAAGUGACAAGACUCAACAUGGAGGCCGCAUUUGUCUGUCUGGUGUCUGUUGUCGAAGACCUGACGAGACAGAAAUCCCAAGACAGGAUGGAUCUCUUAGUAGACAUUGAUGUUCCAGCCGAGGAGACUGGACCCCGUCCCAUGCUGCAGGACAUCAAGCCAGCUAUGACCAAGAUGCAAGGAUUCCUGGAUAUAGUUUAUUCACGACUGUCACUGUUUCUGACAUUCUUGGCUGUACUGGAGAACAAAGAUCAAGUACGAGCAGUGAAUGAUCUCAAAAUCAGAAGAGAUAUUGUAAAUGCACAUGCAAUUACAACUCUAGUCAGUGCGUUUGCAGCCCUUACCCAGACAGAUCAGAUGGCCAGCCCACAGUUCACUGACCAGCUGUGCUCCGUUGGGAUCUUAUUCCAGCUCGAGGGCCUUCUCAGUUGCUAUGGGAGUGAACUUUGCAUGCUAGAGGACACUAUCAUUAGUGUGGAGGACCUCAAUUAUGUCAGCUUCAGGCUGGUGCCUGCUAAUGAGAAGGAUUUCACACCAAAAGCUUCUUUGGGGAGUUUUGUGAGAGAAGGAGCGUAUCCAGAUAUAAGCAGACACAACAUUAUUAUUGACAUGCCAAUAGAGAAGGAUGUUUUCUCCCGUCUACCAAGAGAUCUCCAGCAAGGGAAACAAAUUAAAGUCACAGCCAUGGCUUUCAAUAUUGGCAUCAAUGAACAGGCUACUCUUGCAGAAAAAUUUGGAAGCACAGCUUUACAAGAAAGACUAAAUAUGGAGUCAUUUGCCAAAUUAUACGAGUACUACAUUCAGUACAGCAAAUACUAUGAUGAUCCAUUGGACAAGUCUCUGGGCCUGGGCUCCUUGCAUCACAUGGUCAAAAUGCUGCAGAAUAAUGUGAUGACCAAGAAGAGCAAAAAUGUAGAAGUCCUGCAUGUUGCGUCUGCUGUGACUAGGGCAUUGAGGGGAUUACGUGCAACUUUCUGUAAGAGUGGGAAAGACAGAACUGCCAUGGCUGUUACAUUAGAGAUGGUACAUAUACUCCAACGACAUCAUAACUUGGCCUCACAUGUCUUCAUACAAUCUUUGGACUGUUUACGAAGUGUUGGCUGUAGAAGAGACAAUACUUUGAAGAACACCGGAGUGAAAAAAUAUGCUUUCAUCAGCCUGCAGAUGUUGUACAUUCCCAAACUGUACCGAGCUCCGAGUGGGACAUACGGCAAUGUUCAAACAUAA